Molecule: messenger RNA, 1855 nt
Organism: Danio aesculapii
Lineage: Eukaryota; Metazoa; Chordata; Actinopteri; Cypriniformes; Danionidae
Gene: bnip1b
Product: BCL2 interacting protein 1b
Exons: 6
Coding region: 7-693 (228 amino acids)
Biological process (GO): retrograde vesicle-mediated transport, Golgi to endoplasmic reticulum
Cellular component (GO): SNARE complex; endoplasmic reticulum
Molecular function (GO): SNAP receptor activity
Source: RefSeq, a predicted model, not a curated record
ACAAACAUGGCGUCCUCCUCUGAUGUACAUGUCCGAAUAUGUGGCCAAGAGAUGAUCAAAUACGACCUGGAAAUCAAAGCUAUUAUUCAGGAUAUAAGAGAGUGCUGUGGGCCACAGGCGGUGCUGAUGGACCUUAAUUCAACAGUCAAGGAGAAGUUCAGUCUUUUAAGACAGAGGAUUCAGGACAUGGAGCAGAUGGCGAAAGAACAAGAUAGAGAGACUGAUAAGCAAGCUCUCCUGAGCGAAACCGAAGGCCAUCGGAAGCAGAUGUUAAGUAACCAGAUGGCUUGGAGGAAAGCAAACCUGGCCUGCAAACUGGCCAUUGAUAACCUGGAGAAGGACGAACUGCUUCAAGGAGGAGAUGCGGUGAGACAGAGGAAGGCCACCAAAGAGAGUUUGGUGCAGACAUCCAGUGACAUCACCGAGAGCCUGAUGAGCAUCAGCCGAAUGAUGGCGCAGCAGGUGCAGCAGAGCGACGAGACCAUCGGAAAUCUGGUUACGUCCUCAAGGACUGUACAAGAGACAAACGAAGAGUUUAAAGCCAUGACGGGGACCAUUCACUUGGGCCGAAAACUUAUCCUGAAAUAUAACCGCCGCGAGCUGACCGACAAACUGCUGAUCUUUUUAGCCAUCGCUCUGUUUCUGGCGACGGUGCUCUACAUCCUGAAAAAAAGACUCUUCCCCUUCAUUUAGAGCAACUUUACACUGUUUGGACUGAAACCAAUCUGUGAUUGUUACCACUCAAAUUAGCCUCACGAUUCUAAGAGGAAUAGUUCACCCAAAAAUGACAACUUAAGCACUAUUUACUCGCCCUGAAGUUGUUCUAACAACUUGAAUAUGGUUGAAAAAAAGGAGAUAUUUUGAGGAAAGCUGAAAACCUGUAACUAUUGACUUCCAUAGUAGGAAAAACUAAGAUUAUAAAAGGCAGUGGGUACAGGUUUCCAAUAUUUUUUAAAUAUCUUCUUUUUUGUUCAACAGAAGAAACUCGUAAAGGUUUGAAACAAGUAAAGGGUGAGCAAAUGAUGUCGGAAUUGAAAUUUUUGGGUGAACUAUCCCUUUAAUGGAACAUUCCACUAUUUUGGAAAUUGGCUUGUUUUACAACUCCCCUAGAGUUAAACAGUCUGACGGUAACACUUUUAGCCUAGCUUUGCAUAAAUCAUCGAAUCGGAUUAGAACAUUUUCCCAUUUUUGAACUAAUUCAGCCAAUCUCUGAGUCUGGUAGGAACAAUUUUAGCCUAGCUUAGCAUAAAUCAUCGAAUCGGAUUAGAACAUUUUCCCAUUUUUUAACUAAUUCAGCCAAUCUCUGAGUCUGGCUGGAACAAUUUUAGCCUAGCUUAGCAUUAAUCAUCGAAUCGGAUUAGACAAUUUUCCCAUUUUUGAAUCCAUUCAGCCAAUUUCUAAGUCUGGCAGGAACAAUUUUAGCCUAGCUUAGCAUUAAUCAUCGAAUCGGAUUAGACCAUUUUCCCAUUUUUGAAUCCGUUCAGCCAAUUUCUAAGUCUGACGGGAACACUUUUAGCUUAGCUUAGCGUAAAUUAUUGAAUCAGAUUAGACCAUUUUCCCAUUUUUCAAUCCAUUCAGCCCAUCUCUAAGUCUGGCAGGAACACUUUUAGCUUAGUUUAGCAUAGAUCAUUGAAUCACAUUAGACCAUUAGCAUCUUGCUAAAAAAAAAAAAAAAUUCAUAUUGAUCAUUUUCCUAUUUAAUCUUGUACUCAGACUGACGGAAGUUUCUAGGUGGAUAUGGCCAGGAACUAUACUGCAUAGCAGGCCCAUGCACAGCCUCUUACAGGGGCAGGUGCUCAACACAAUCGCAAAGUGAAGAGUGGGGGGAGGGGGACAUAGACGAAAGGUUGUAAUC